CAUAGUGAGACUCUGUCUCAAAAAAAAGCAAAAAAGUCAUAGCUCUAUCCAAGGAAAUUUUGGCUCAGGAACACGGAGUUGAUAGGCUAAUUAUAUUUUUUUGCUAAUAUGGAGAUUAAGAUUGGGAGGUCUGGCCCAUCCCAGCUGCCUCAUGACAUUUUGUCAGAGGCAGGCAGACCCACCAGCCCCACCUGUGUCCAGCCAGGCUCUGCGUUUCUGCCCCUGUACUUUCUUGGUUUCACAGGGGGUGAUGCCUGCUCCCUAGGUGUGGCACAGGUGAAGGCACAUGUCCUGGGGUAAAAGUAUAUGGAGUUUAGUGGGAGAAAAGGAGGUGUGGUCACAGUUGUCUCCAGGAAGACCCCAUCCUGGGACAUCUCCAAUGUACAUACAAUUCCUCUGCCCCUUCUUGGAGCACCUGCCACCAAGACAAGGCCUGUCUUAAAGAUGGAGGUCAUGUCCUGCCUGGUCCCUUCUGGUGAAACCUGUCUGGGGCUGCUCAAGGGAGGGGCUGCUGUCUGGUUCCAGGACUGAUGGGGCCUGGGUGGCCCUAACACGCACUGAGUUUCAGAUACAUGUCCCAGGGCAAACAUGUUGAAGCCCGAGAGCUCAUGUACUCAGGAGCGCUGCUGUUCUUCAGCCAUGGCCAACAAAAUAGUGCUGCGGACUUGUCCAUGCUGGUCCUGGAGUCCCUGGAGAAGGCGGAGGUGGACGUGGCAGAUGAUCUGCUGGAAAAUCUGGCUAAAGUGUUUAGUUUGAUGGAUCCCAAUUCUCCAGAGCGAGUGGCCUUUGUGUCUAGAGCCCUGAAGUGGUCCAGUGGAGGCUCUGGGAAGCUGGGCCACCCCCGGCUCCACCAGCUGCUGGCCCUCACCCUAUGGAAAGAACAAAACUAUUGUGAAUCUCGGUAUCACUUCCUACACUCUACUGACGGAGAAGGCUGUGCCAACAUGUUGGUGGAGUACUCCACCUCCAGGGGCUUCCGUAGCGAGGUGGACAUGUUUGUCGCCCAGGCUGUCCUACAGUUUCUCUGUUUAAAAAACAAAAACAGUGCAUCGGUGGUCUUCACAACAUACACACAGAAGCACCCAUCCAUCGAGGAUGGGCCUCCCUUCGUAGAGCCCCUGCUUAAUUUCAUUUGGUUUCUGCUGUUGGCUGUGGAUGGUGGCAAGCUGACGGUGUUCACGGUGCUGUGUGAGCAGUAUCAGCCAUCUCUCAGGAGGGACCCCAUGUACAAUGAGUACCUGGACAGGAUAGGACAGCUCUUCUUCGGGGUGCCACCCAAGCAGACGUCUUCCUAUGGGGGCCUGCUAGGGAACCUCCUCAGCAGCCUCAUGGGCUCCUCAGAACAGGAGGAAGGAGAGGACAGCCCUGAUGACAGCAGCCCCAUCGAGCUAGACUGAUGCUGCCCUGGCCUGCACAGAGACACCACAGUCCACAGCUCGAGAUGGUUGCAGAUGGAGUCCCAGAACGUGACUCCUCACACCCACAGGCUCCUGGCUCUGAGGCUGGCAGUAGCUGCGUGUGCGGUGUCUGUCUCUAUUUAUGUGUGGUGGCUGAGGGCGGCAUGGCCUGCCUGUCGCUGUGGCUGGGACCCGAGAGAGGCCCUGGGCUUCUGCCGUGUUCCCUGGAGAUUGACCCACAAUAAAGCACAGGCCUUGCUGCCGCGUCACCCUCUCCCAGUCCUUUGUUUCUGGUUCCUUUGGGGAGGGCCAAGGGGUGACACAGGAGGCCUGUCCUCAGGGACUGGGCAAUUGCAGUUGGCGUUUCUAGCACCUGGUAUCCAGAGCAGCCCAUGGGAGGCUGGAGACGGCAGUGGCCACUCAGGCACAUGAACCCAGCUGGGCCUUCUGUGAUCUUCAAACUUGAGCCGUUUUCUUUUUUAUCUUGUUUCUGUUUGAACACGGGGUGGCUCUGUAAUCCUGGUGUGCUUGUCCCUGUUGCAGAUAAGCUCAUUCGUGCUGUGCGUCAUCUUGGGAGGUGGGCAAGUGGUUGGCCAAGCCAGUGCCCAUGUGGUACUUGAGGCUGUGGCCCAGCCCACUGGGGUCUGGUGUGGAUCCUGAAGCCACAUUCUGCUGGUCUCUGUGAGCACCAAGUUGCUGCUCUAGAAAUGCUGUUUUAUAAAAAGGGAUGCCACAGGACUUUCAUGAUGCAAUAUUCAUUUGUAUUGGGUGAUUGAUCCUUUGACCUAACAUUAGGUUUUAACCAAAUAAGCAGUCCAGGAAUUAGCAAAUCUGUCCUUUAUCAUUGAUGCUAUUCCAGAUGUUAUCAGUAUAAUUAUAAGAUGGGAAACAUUUUAUUUUUUCACGAUAUAAAGUGAAAGUUGUAGAUUAAUAUGCAGUGAUCAUGUGUGGGCUGGAGGGAGAUGUGCGACUUUACUCACUGUAAAAAUGAAAUUUAAAGGAAGGUUUGUGUCAACUGUGGAUCAUAAAUAAAUCCUUUAUACUGG
Otolemur garnettii (small-eared galago) is the source of this 2443-nucleotide messenger RNA. It is a transcript of the gene GET4, whose product is annotated as golgi to ER traffic protein 4. The record is from RefSeq and is a predicted model, not a curated record. The transcript has 9 exons. Lineage: Eukaryota; Metazoa; Chordata; Mammalia; Primates; Galagidae. Bases 573 to 1397 code for a protein of 274 amino acids. Gene Ontology annotation, molecular function: protein binding. Gene Ontology annotation, cellular component: BAT3 complex; cytosol. Gene Ontology annotation, biological process: protein insertion into ER membrane.